Messenger RNA from Vicia villosa (hairy vetch), 690 nucleotides. RefSeq lists its product as uncharacterized. The coding region runs from base 1 to 690 and encodes 229 amino acids. The transcript has 2 exons. The record is from RefSeq and is a predicted model, not a curated record. NCBI's taxonomy places the organism in Eukaryota, Viridiplantae, Streptophyta, Magnoliopsida, Fabales, Fabaceae.
AUGUCGGAGGCAAUAAUAGGAGGCAAAUUCACUUGGUUUAAUAGUAAUGGCAAAGCUAUGAGUCGGAUUGAUAGAUUCCUUCUAUCGGAAGAUUUUAUAGAAGAUUGGAAGGUGGAAGGACAAAUUAUUGGAGAAAGGGGCAUUUCCGAUCAUGCUUCGAUUUGGUUGAAAGUUAAUAGAAAGAAUUGGGGACCUAAACUUUUUGAAUUCAACAACUCUUGGUUCAAUCAUGAAGAUUUCUCCUCUUUUCUGAAGAAGAAGUUGGCAACCAUAAGUAAAAAGGGGAGAGGUGAUUUUUGCUUGGUAGAGAAGUUGAAAGUUCUUAAGGAGAGGAUAUCUUCGUGGAACAAAGAGGUUUAUGGUUGGAUCGACCUUAACAUUGAGAAAGUCGGGGAGGAGAUGCAACUUUUAGAUAACUUGUUUGUUCAUUUUGCGGGUAAUGUUCCGGAGGAGGUGGUUUUGAAGAGAUCUAAGGCGAUGGCGGAUUUUUGGGUUAAUCUUAACAAAAAGGAAAGUAUUCUCCGGCUUAAAUCUAGACAACUUUGGUUAUCUGAAGGAGAUGAUUUCUUUAAGGAGGAAGUUGGUUGUAGGCCGGAGCCUUAUGGAAUUAGUCUGAAUUCUUUGCUGCCGAAUGAAUCAAUGGAGAUGGAGAGGCCGUUUUCGAAGGAAGAAGUUAAGGAGGCUAUUUAG